CCGCCCAGCGCCAGUUCGUGACACUCUAGUGAAGCAACCUUACUCCUCUCUAACUAAAACAAUACGCGACCAACGGAAAAGUUUACAAGUAUAAAUAAAGUUUAAAAUACGAUUAUAUACUAAAACAAAUUUACCGGAGCUUCGGUUGUUUCGAAUUCGAAAAGUGACUUUACAAGCGGACUUAUGAAAAACAAACUAGGAGUCGAAUUUGUGGCAAGUGAGAAAUUCAACGGCGACCUGCCGAUGAACGUUGUGGGACAGCGUGGCCCAAAGACCAGCUCGAGGCGAGGGUCCAUUACUCCGAAAAUUGUGGUGUGUCCACCAAUGGAGGAAAUCACAGAACCGAUUUCUGCACCAAGGGGCGGAAGGCUUCUCAAAGCUUUGACCAGAAAAUUAUCAAGACGUGGAACCGACGCGGAUUCUCUAGGCAGCUCUAGCAGUAGUGACAGUGUGUCGUGUGAACAAGGCAGAUCCGAUGACCGGUCCUCGUGUUCCGCCAGCGACUCCAGCAGCGACGGCUCCGAACGCCAUCGCCGCCACCGCUCCACAGUUUCUUUAAGAAAAGUGUUCCAAAGCUUGAACCUAACCUCCCGUUCCCAGUCUUGUUCACCAACAGAACGCUCCCGCCAGCCGAAGAAACAAACACAGCCAAAACGGAUUCUUCGACCUCCAGUCACCUACACAUAUGUCCGCGGCCUUUCUGGCUUACCGACGCAGAGGGUACCUCGCCACACAGUUUAUUGUUCUACAAUGGGCCUCAACCGAUAAACUGGUAAUAUUAGCUAUCGCGUACCUUCGGACCGAUCACGGGCGGAGUUCAAGACUGGUUAAGAAUUACGAGUAGUGUAAGAAGCGCUAGAGAUAUGUUCUCACCAUAUCAGUAGAUAAAAAUGCUGAAACAAGAGUGACUGAGUCGAAGUAACGAUGUCUUCAACGAGGACCAAGAUGGAAGCAGCGCCGGGCGUGCGAGCCCUGCAGUGCCCCGCUGCCCGCUGCACGUUGAGCUGUGAAGUUUAGUUCUACAAAUACUUAAGGGACAAUUUAUAAGACUGGUGUAAACCGAUUCGACGUUUGUUCUAUGAGUCUGUUGACAGUAUUAUUAGGAAACACUUUAUCUAGACUUAACUGGGUACUUGUCAUUAUUUAUCAAAUUGCACCCUAAAAUACGAAUUCGUUAUUUUAGUCUUUAUAAUAUUUGAAAUCACUAUAAGCAUGCAUAUUAAGAUAAUUUAAUGUACUAACAACACCUACUUAGAAAAUGUUUGUACUUACUGAAUUGAAGUCACUGAUAUGAUUGUAACAUACUUGAACUUAUUUAAUAUUUUAUGUUAUUCAAGUAUAGUGCCUUUCCAAGUUUUGAAACUAAGUAGUUCUAGUUAUAUGUUUACUAUUAUACUAAGAGUUGUGUACCUUAUGAUCACAUUAAUGCUGGGUUGAAUGGAAUUUAAAGCAUUUUACAGUGUAACAGCACAUUUCAUAGUGUACCUAAAAUAAUGAAAAUCUAAUCAUCUCUUUGAGCCAUUUCGAAUUUGAUAUACCUAGAUGGACUAUUUGUCUAUGGAUAAGUAAUGAUUGUUCAGUAAACUAACCAGUUGAUAUGCUGUAUACCGUAGAUAGUCUAAAUAUUAAAUCAAUUAGAUAUAAGUCAUUUUUAUUGCGAAGUAAUAAACUUUCGUAUUCAAUAAAAUAUU
Molecule: messenger RNA, 1691 nt
Organism: Plodia interpunctella (Indianmeal moth)
Lineage: Eukaryota; Metazoa; Arthropoda; Insecta; Lepidoptera; Pyralidae
Exons: 1
Coding region: 184-768 (194 amino acids)
Source: RefSeq, a predicted model, not a curated record